Messenger RNA from Miscanthus lutarioriparius, 1674 nucleotides. The record is from the annotation of a GenBank genome assembly. NCBI's taxonomy places the organism in Eukaryota, Viridiplantae, Streptophyta, Magnoliopsida, Poales, Poaceae.
AUGGGCAACGCAUGCGGCAGCUACCUUAGAUCCAAGUACUUGCACAGCUUCAAGCACGCCGCGUCGCAGCGCCACGACUCCGACUACAGCGCCACCAGCGCCGUCGCCGACGACUCGCCCAGGAAGCAGCCCACCACGCCGCCCGCCACCACGGACGCCCACGCGCCGCCGCCGCCCGCGCCCGCCGCCGCCGCCGCAGCCAUGAGGCGCGGCGGGGCGGGCGCGACGCCCGACCUCGGGUCCGUGCUCGGCCACCCCACCCCCAACCUCCGCGACCUCUACGCGCUCGGCAGGAAGCUCGGGCAGGGGCAGUUCGGCACCACCUACCUCUGCACCGAGCUCGCCACGGGGGUCGACUACGCCUGCAAGUCCAUCUCCAAGCGUAAGCUCAUCACCAAGGAGGACAUCGACGACGUGCGCCGCGAGAUCCAGAUCAUGCACCACCUCUCGGGGCACAAGAACGUCGUCGCUAUCAAGGGCGCGUACGAGGACCAGGUCUACGUCCACAUCGUCAUGGAGCUCUGCGCCGGAGGCGAGCUCUUCGACCGGAUCAUUCAGCGCGGGCACUACAGCGAGCGCAAGGCCGCCGAGCUCACCAGGAUCAUCGUCGGGGUCGUCGAGGCCUGCCACUCGCUCGGGGUCAUGCACCGGGACCUCAAGCCUGAGAACUUCCUGCUCGCCAACAAGGACGAUGACCUCUCGCUCAAGGCCAUCGAUUUCGGACUCUCUGUCUUCUUCAAGCCUGGUCAAGUUUUCACCGAUGUUGUUGGUAGCCCAUAUUAUGUGGCUCCAGAAGUUUUGUUGAAAAGUUAUGGACCAGCAGCUGAUGUAUGGACAGCCGGUGUCAUUCUUUACAUUCUACUAAGUGGUGUGCCUCCAUUUUGGGCAGAAACACAGCAAGGAAUAUUUGAUGCUGUAUUGAAAGGUGUCAUUGAUUUUGAUUCUGACCCGUGGCCCGUCAUAUCUGAUAGUGCAAAAGAUCUUAUAAGAGGAAUGCUGAAUCCUCGCUCUGCCGAGCGCUUAACAGCACACGAAGUUCUAUGCCAUCCAUGGAUUCGUGAUCAUGGAGUAGCUCCUGACCGUCCACUGGAUCCAGCUGUCUUAUCUCGCAUUAAGCAAUUCUCUGCAAUGAAUAAGUUGAAGAAAAUGGCUUUGCGAGUAAUAGCUGAGAGCCUAUCAGAAGAGGAAAUUGCGGGUUUGAAGGAAAUGUUCCAGACCAUGGACACUGACAACAGUGGCGCAAUUACUUACGAUGAGCUAAAAGAAGGAUUGAGAAAAUAUGGCUCCACACUAAAGGACACUGAGAUUCGUGAUCUUAUGGAAGCAGCUGAUAUUGACAACAGUGGAACAAUUGACUAUAUAGAAUUCAUUGCUGCAACUUUGCAUCUCAAUAAGCUGGAGCGCGAGGAACAUCUUGUGGCAGCCUUUUCAUAUUUCGACAAAGAUGGUAGUGGCUAUAUCACAGUGGAUGAACUACAGCAAGCUUGCAAAGAGCAUAACAUGCCAGAUGCUUUUCUUGAUGAUGUCAUCAACGAAGCUGAUCAAGACAAUGAUGGCCGCAUUGACUAUGGAGAGUUUGUUGCCAUGAUGACCAAGGGCAAUAUGGGAGUCGGUCGAAGAACAAUGAGAAACAGCUUGAAUAUCAGCAUGAGGGACGCACCUGGUGCAUUCUGA